Molecule: messenger RNA, 1377 nt
Organism: Pipistrellus nathusii (Nathusius's pipistrelle)
Lineage: Eukaryota; Metazoa; Chordata; Mammalia; Chiroptera; Vespertilionidae
Source: the annotation of a GenBank genome assembly
AUGGAGGCCACAGGAACAGAAGAAGUUGACAAACUAAAAACUAAAUUUAUAUCUGCUUGGAACAACAUGAAAUAUAGUUGGGUGUUGAAAACAAAGACAUAUUUUAGUAGAAAUUCUCCUGUAUUAUUACUUGGAAAAUGUUAUCAUUUUAAAUGUGAAGAUGAAAAUAAAAUGUUACCUGCAAGAUCAGGAUGUACAAUAGAAGAUCAUGUGAUUUCGGGAAAUGUAGACGAAUUUCGUAAAGAUUUUAUUUCAAGAAUAUGGCUGACCUAUAGGGAAGAAUUUCCUCAAAUAGAAGGCUCAUCUCUGACAACAGACUGUGGUUGGGGCUGUACAUUACGAACUAGCCAGAUGCUAUUGGCUCAAGGACUCAUACUGCACUUUCUUGGUAGAGCUUGGACCUGGCCUGAUGCUUUGAACAUUGAAAAUUCAGACUCUGAAUCAUGGACUUCCCACACUGUAAAAAAAUUUACUGCAUCAUUUGAAGCAUCGCUGUCAGGGGAAAGAGAACCCAAAACCCCAACAAUUUCUCUGAAGGACACAAUUGGGAGGUACUCUGAUGAUCAUGAAAUGCGAAAUGAAAUUUAUCACAGGAAAAUCGUCUCUUGGUUUGGUGACUCCCCCUUGGCUCUCUUCGGCUUACACCGACUAAUAGAAUAUGGAAAGAAGUCUGGGAAAAAAGCUGGAGAUUGGUAUGGACCAGCUGUGGUGGCUCACAUUUUAAGAAAAGCAGUUGAAGAAGCAAAACACCCUGAUUUACGAGGAAUAACUAUUUAUGUUGCGCAAGAUUGUACAGUUUACAGUUCAGAUGUAAUUGAUAAACAGUGUGCUUCCAUGGCCUCUGGUAAUACAGAUGACAAAGCUGUUAUUAUUCUAGUUCCUGUUAGACUUGGUGGAGAAAGAACCAAUACUGACUACUUAGAGUUUAUAAAGGGUAUUUUAAGUCUUGAAUAUUGUGUGGGGAUUAUUGGUGGCAAACCAAAACAGUCAUAUUACUUUGCUGGAUUUCAAGAUGACAGUUUGAUUUACAUGGAUCCUCAUUACUGCCAGUCUUUUGUAGAUGUCAGCAUAAAGGAUUUCCCUCUUGAGACAUUCCAUUGCCCUUCUCCCAAAAAGAUGUCAUUUCGAAAGAUGGAUCCUAGCUGUACAAUAGGAUUCUACUGUCGAAACGUUCAGGACUUCAAACGAGCUUCUGAAGAAAUCACUAAGAUGCUGCAAAUUUCUUCUAAAGAGAAGUAUCCCUUAUUUACUUUUGUCAAUGGUCAUUCCAGAGACUAUGAUUUUACAUCGACUACAACCAAUAAGGAAGACAGUUUCCCAGAGGAUGAAAAUAAAAUAUUAAAAAGAUUUAGCACAGAAGAGUUUGUCUUGCUUUAA